Elgaria multicarinata webbii is the source of this 2305-nucleotide messenger RNA. It is a transcript of the gene HSPD1, whose product is annotated as heat shock protein family D (Hsp60) member 1. The record is from RefSeq and is a predicted model, not a curated record. The transcript is spliced from 12 exons. The coding region runs from base 125 to 1846 and encodes 573 amino acids. Gene Ontology annotation, biological process: positive regulation of interleukin-6 production; protein refolding; positive regulation of interferon-alpha production. Gene Ontology annotation, cellular component: mitochondrial matrix; mitochondrial inner membrane. Lineage: Eukaryota; Metazoa; Chordata; Lepidosauria; Squamata; Anguidae. Gene Ontology annotation, molecular function: ATP-dependent protein folding chaperone; ATP binding; protein-folding chaperone binding.
UGCAGGGGACGUGAGAGUACCGCGCUGCUCGCAGGUUGUGCGUGUGUUUGGAGGAGCUGCUUCGUUCGUCUGGUACUGACUAAGCGCAGAAUCCCUGCCUCUCUCUCCCAAGCCCGUCACAAAAAUGCUGCGUUUACCAACAGUGCUACGUCAACUAAGGCCGGUGUCCAGAGCACUAGCCCCACACCUUACAAGAGCCUAUGCAAAAGACGUUAAAUUUGGAGCCGAUGCUAGAGCUCUUAUGCUACAGGGAGUGGACCUCCUUGCUGAUGCUGUAGCUGUCACCAUGGGACCAAAGGGGAGAACUGUAAUCAUUGAACAGAGUUGGGGAAGCCCUAAGGUGACAAAGGAUGGUGUGACGGUAGCCAAAGCAAUUGACCUGAAGGACAAAUACAAAAACAUUGGAGCCAGGCUAGUUCAGGAUGUUGCCAACAAUACCAAUGAAGAAGCAGGAGAUGGUACUACAACGGCAACGGUACUGGCACGUUCAAUUGCCAAGGAGGGGUUUGAAAAGAUCAGUAAAGGAGCAAAUCCAAUCGAAAUCAGGAGAGGGGUGAUGCUAGCUGUAGAUGCUGUAAUCACUGAAUUGAAGAAAUUGUCCAAGCCAGUCACCACCCCAGAAGAGAUCGCUCAGGUUGCUACAAUAUCUGCAAAUGGAGAUAAGGAAAUUGGUAACAUAAUUUCUGAUGCUAUGAAAAAAGUUGGACGAAAGGGUGUUAUCACAGUCAAGGAUGGAAAAACUUUGAAUGAUGAGCUGGAAAUUAUUGAAGGUAUGAAGUUUGAUAGAGGCUACAUCUCUCCCUACUUCAUUAAUACAGCCAAAGGUCAGAAAUGUGAAUUCCAAGAUGCUUACAUAUUAAUCAGUGAAAAGAAAAUUUCCAGUGUACAGUCUAUAGUGCCAGCUCUUGAAAUUGCCAAUAAUCACCGUAAGCCUUUAGUAAUUAUUGCUGAAGAUGUUGAUGGAGAGGCCCUCAGUACCCUUGUAUUGAACAGACUGAAAGUUGGCCUACAGGUUGUUGCAGUAAAAGCACCAGGUUUUGGUGACAAUAGAAAAAAUCAGCUUAAAGAUAUGGCAGUGGCUACUGGCGGUGCUGUGUUUGGGGAAGAAGGUUUGACCAUAAAUCUAGAAGAUAUUCAGCCUCAUGACUUUGGUAAAGUUGGAGAAGUCAUUGUGACAAAAGAUGACUGCUUGCUACUUAAAGGGAAAGGUGAUAAAGCUCAAAUUGAAAAACGCAUUCAGGAAAUAGUGGAACACCUGGAAAUUACAACAAGUGAAUAUGAGAAGGAGAAACUGAAUGAACGCCUGGCUAAACUUUCUGAUGGAGUAGCUGUACUGAAGGUUGGAGGAACGAGUGAUAUUGAGGUGAAUGAGAAGAAAGACAGAGUCACUGAUGCCCUCAAUGCCACUCGUGCUGCUGUAGAGGAAGGCAUAGUUCUAGGUGGUGGCUGUGCAUUACUUCGGUGUAUUCCAGCAUUAGAUGCUUUGACUCCAGUUAAUGAAGAUCAAAAAACUGGCAUAGAAAUUAUCAAGAGAACAUUGAAAAUUCCAGCAAUGACUAUUGCUAAGAAUGCAGGUGUUGAAGGAUCACUGAUAGUUGAGAAAAUUAUGCAGAGCCCACCUGAUGUUGGCUAUGAUGCCAUGCUUGGCGACUUUGUAAAUAUGGUAGAGAAAGGAAUCAUUGAUCCAACAAAGGUUGUAAGAACAGCCUUGAUGGAUGCAGCAGGUGUUGCUUCCCUUCUGACUACAGCUGAAGCAGUAGUAACUGAAAUACCUAAAGAAGAAAAGGAAGUUCCCAUGGGAGGAAUGGGUGGAAUGGGUGGUGGCAUGGGAGGUGGCAUGUUCUAAUCCUGGGCUGCAUAGAUGUGCGUCAUGAACCACAAUGAGUGACUUGACAGUUAAAGUCAACUUCAGGUCAGUGCGAGGCAGGAUGGACAGUGACUGCAGAAGGGCCGGUGUUCAAAGAAUCACUGUAACAUUAGUUACUGGAUUGCAGUUGACACAUGUAUAAUUGUUUACAGUCAUUGUCCAUGCCUACAGAUAAUUUAUUUUGUACUUUGAAUAAAGACAUUUCUACAUUCCUGAUACUGGGUGCAAGAUCCAUGUACCAAUGCUGUGCUCUAAACUUAAAGCAGUUGAAGCACUUGCAAUUCUGUUAAAUCAAAUCAAAUUUUAUUGGUGCGUGCUAUCACUAGGAAAUGCAGAAGCCAUUGUGUGCAAGACUGAAUAAAAAAUUGUGUACAAAGUAGACAAAUAUACAAUUAUGUGACAACUUUAUGUAAUAAAAGAUUGCUCAAAGGUAUAAAA